GGAAAGGAAAUCCCGCCGAGCUGCUGCUGCGGCUGGCGACGUUACAUGAAGGCGCAGAGUGAACAGCGGAGGAUACGCAGUAGCGGCUCAUGGCCGCGGCUUUUGGAAGGCGAGUAGCGGGCGAGCGGCGCUGGUAGAGGCCGGACCGGCUGGGUUUUGUGCGGCUUUUUUGUCCCGCAGUGGGCGACAUGGCGGAUUUCUCCCCCGAGCUGCCGCUGCGCUGCGGCUCCGAGUCAGACAGCGAGCUCUCGCAGAGCCUCGCCCGCAUCAAGACGCGCUCUUACGGCAGCACGGCCUCCGCAGCCGCGCCGCUGGGGGAGAAGUACGUGGAGCACCGCGUGGCGGACGGGGACACCCUGCAGGGCAUCGCGCUCAAAUACGGGGUCACGAUGGAGCAGAUCAAACGGGCGAACAAGCUCUUCAGCAACGACUGCAUUUUCCUGCGGCACAGCCUGAGCAUCCCGGUGCGGACGGAGAGGCCGUCCCUGUUUAACGGACUUUCUCUGGAGUCUCCGGACAGCGAGAGCACGACCCCUCAGGGGUCCCCCUGCGUCAGCCAGUCGGUGGAGGACGUCCCCCAGGAUCCCCAAGACCACCCUUCGCCACCAGACCCAAACACGCGACCCCCCCAGGCUGAAGAACUCUCCGCUAAAGACUACUUGCACAUGCUGGACUUGCAGAUCAAGCGGUCCAAGCAGGCCGCCCGGAAACUCAAAGAGGAGGACAGCAGGGAAGAUGACGACCCGACCCUCCAGCAUCGUCUUAUCAGGAGAUAUAACACACAUCUGAUCACCUGUUUACGUCCAGCUAAGACAGUGGCCUCCACCUUUCGCCCACUCCUCCACCCGGUCCUCCGUUAAACUCUUUUCUUGUCUUUUUUUUUUUUUUAACUUUUGCUUGCUUUUACCAGUUUCAUAAAACAGGACUUUUACACCUUCACUGCCUUUCAGAAAUGUAUUAUUAUUAUUAUUAUUAUU
Molecule: messenger RNA, 977 nt
Organism: Pygocentrus nattereri (red-bellied piranha)
Lineage: Eukaryota; Metazoa; Chordata; Actinopteri; Characiformes; Serrasalmidae
Gene: lysmd2
Product: LysM, putative peptidoglycan-binding, domain containing 2
Exons: 3
Coding region: 189-860 (223 amino acids)
Source: RefSeq, a predicted model, not a curated record